This is a messenger RNA of Drosophila bipectinata, 447 nucleotides long. RefSeq lists its product as uncharacterized. Lineage: Eukaryota; Metazoa; Arthropoda; Insecta; Diptera; Drosophilidae. The record is from RefSeq and is a predicted model, not a curated record.
UUUGAUUUUCCCCUCACAAUGACUUUUUAUUAUUGUUUCGAUCAAAAAUUACAAAAAAAAAUUCAAUUCUGUUAUUCAAAAUCAAAAAGUCCAGAGAAUGCCUGUGGCCGUGCGUCUUGUGGAGGCCUUGACCCUGAUCACAAUAAUGGGUCUCAUCACCUGCAUAGGUCUCAGCGUGAUUUUGACCCAAUACACGAUCAGUAUGGCUGUAACUUUCCUCGAGCCCGCAGCCAACAUUAUUGACAUGGCCCUUCUCGUAACCGAGAAGAUCCUGGUGUCCGCCCUCCUCGCCGUCCUUGCUGUCACGAACACGGUGGGAAAUGCCCUGCAUGCAGCUGGAAUGGUCUGAGGUCUGCACUCACUCUAUAUAUUUAGUUUUCCUCUUUGUACUGUUCUGUGACUUCAAAAUUUUGCAAUACAUAUCGAGCCAAUCGUUUUAAUAUGCCA